Molecule: messenger RNA, 1113 nt
Organism: Didymodactylos carnosus
Lineage: Eukaryota; Metazoa; Rotifera; Eurotatoria; Philodinida; Philodinidae
Source: the annotation of a GenBank genome assembly
AUGACUAGUGUUAGCUGGAGGUGGUGUUUAAAACAUGCAAGCGUCAGGUUCGUAAUAUUUCCAGCAAUACACGGUAGUCUAAGCAACGCGAGUGGUAUGGACGACGGUGAUAACGGUUAUACCGUAUUGAAUCUGAUGGAUGUUGUCAAUACAACGGGCUACAUUCAACAAGUCUCCAUCAAUUUCUAUCAAGCGCCCGUGCCGAAUGUCGCUGCUCUUUGGUUUUAUAUUCUUGCACCAAUGUUCCGAAACGAUUCACUACAAUCAUUUGUCGUCGUCAAACAAUAUCUAGUACCUAAUAAUCAAUUAUUGAAUGAAACAGGCGUACAAACAAUUAUCGUACCCAUCACUACUAACAUGAUCAUUCAAGAUAAACAAUAUUUAGGCGUUGGCUUUGGUCAGUCGAGUGGUAGUCCCUAUCGUGUUGCUGGUGGACGAAAUCGAUAUCGAAUAAGCGGUGCAAAUAUAACCGGGACUUUUGCCGGUUAUUUUUCUCAAACUUCAUCGGCUGGUAUGGCAUCUACUUUCAUCCUUAUCUCAAAUGUGUCGUCAACAAAUCAAGAAGAAGGCUUUAGGGGAAUGGAUAUCACCAUAAAAAAAUCAAUCAUUAUGCCUAUAUUCUUCAAAGCAUUAAACACAACCUACGGCACCUUAAACAAUACUGGUGUAGAUGAUAAUGAUUUUGGAUACUUAAUAUUCAAUGCGCUCGACGUGGUGAAUGCCAGCGGCUUUCUUGUUCAAGUAUCAAUUAAUUUUUCUGUUUCUCCAUCGCCCAGUCAGGCAUGGAUCACCAUCAAUGUUAUUGGUGCAACACGCAUCAAUACAACUUAUUACAUUCCUUCUUAUUACACUGUACCAUUGAGCGAUAUUCUAAAUCAAACCGGCGUCCAAACGUUUAACAUUGUUCCAUCAUUGUACAUUCAACAAGGUCAAUAUGUGGGCGUUUGGUUCGCAAAUAACCUUAGUGGUAGUGCAUAUCGUACGUACGGCAGAAAAGAAUAUUAUGCUGCACUAACAAAUUUAUCAUACUAUGUCGAAAAUGAUUAUGUAUGGACAUGUGCUUAUAAGCCUACAUAUGGAUUUGCCGUUCAAUUUCAAGUUAAUAAUUAUUAA